UAAACACUGGAUUUACAUGGGAUUUUUAGAUGUUUACACGGUUAUUAUGACGUAAACAUGCAACAGAAUCCUGCACAUGAAAUGUUAGACAUGUUUGGUGACUUUUGUUGUUGUUUUGGUGUUUUUUAUUGAAAUCCGUGUGGCGGAAAUGAGAAUAUUAUAAUAACCACCAGAGUUUGUGUAUUCAGCGCAUUGUUUUUACGCAUAGUUCGCUUAUUUUUACAUUUCAAACACUGUUUUGGCACGCGUCUCUUCAUAUUUUGAAUUCUGAGUAGUUUAAAAGUAUUUUAAAAGGCAAUAAUGAAGGUUUUAGAGAGAAAUGUGGUUCGUCUCGCGGUCGUUCAGUAUCUUCGGUCCGUUUAUGGGAUUAAAAUAAAAAACUGGAAUAAAAACAGGAUCAAACAGACAUCGGUCAACACGGUGAGGGUGUUUGGGGUUGCACUAGAAAGUCUGCCACACUGCCAUGUGCUGGACUAUGGAGACAUACCCUGCUUUAUAGUAGAUGUUUGUUCGAGCCUCAUGGAGCAUUUGGACACAGAGGGCCUCUUCAGAAAAUCAGGCUCUGUUGUUCGGGUCAAGACCCUCCGGGGCAAACUGGACCAGGGUGAGGACUGUCUGGCCACUGCUCUGCCGCUGGACGUCGCUGGACUUCUGAAACAGUUUUUCAGGGAGCUUCCCGAGCCAGUUCUGACCGUAGAUCUGCACAGUGCUUUCCUGAAGGCCCAGGAGCUGCCCACCGAAGAGGAGAGGACCUCAACCACGGUUCUGCUGUCCUGUGUGCUGCCCGACAGGAAUUUAAACACGCUGCGCUAUUUCUGCAGUUUCCUGAAGAGUGUCUCUCAACGCUGUGCUGAGAAUAAGAUGGACAGCAGUAAUCUCGCUGUCAUAUUUGCACCGAAUCUCUUUCACUGUGGUGACGGCACAGAGAAACUGAGCAGCAGCACAGAGAAGAAACUAAAGCAUCAGACAGCAGCUGUGCAGUGUCUCAUAGACAACGCUCAACACUUAGGUGUGGCUCCUCAGUUCCUGAUAGAGAAGGUUCCGGCCAUGUUGGGUUGUGAUUAUGGGAUGUUCUCACCAUCUACAGUGUCUCUAGAGGAGAGCAGCUCUCACUCUGACCUGAAGAAAAGCAACAGACGCAGUUUAGGAGAUGUGGUAAAUGGAGCUCUGAAUAAGUUUAAAACUAGUAGAACGCCAACAAAUACGCCUCAAUCUGACGGAGCAGUGUUCUCCACGGCGACUCCAGUCAUCAUGACUCCAAACACGAAGCGGAAACUUCCUGUGGAGUCGGCACAGUCUCACGGGUUCUCCAAUAAGAAACGGAGGUCUAUCAAGAAGAACCUCGGCCUGGAGCUGCUGCCAAACGCUCUGUUUGGAGGAACAUCUACACCAGGAUCAGCACACAGUGCAGGAGGGGUUCUGGACUCGACUCACAACGGUUUUCUGUCUUCUGUGGGCAGAAACUCGCGUCUGUCCAGCAGUUCAGCGAGGAGGAAGAGCAAACGACUGAGAGAUCGUAGUGUGAGCAGAGUUGAAUUGGGGAAAGCAGGCUGUUUCUCUCCCAGAGUCCAUAAGAAAGAGCCCAUGAGGAAAUCUCUGCGUCUGCGCUUCAGUCUGGGGAAAUCCAGCCGAGAGUCUAACGUCAAUACACAUUCACAACUGGGGCCAAAGGGGUCAGAGGUCAUAGGGUGGCGCCUAGCAACACAAGAGAGCUGCACCGGUUUUAUCUUCACCGCGGAGUCUCCGUUUAGUCCGGCUGUUUUAAACAAGAGUCCCACAAAAGGCUCCAAGUUUAUCAGUAAAUCUGAGGAUAACCUGCUGACGCCUCAGUGUGAUUAUAUAAACCACAGGAGCUUGUGGAGUGGAGACACUCCUGAUGUAGCUCCAACCUUCACCACAGAUUCAUUCUCUGACACACCCAUGAGCGUCUGUCCAAAGAUCAUCUGCCGCUCUGAGCCCGCCAUCGUAGUGAGCAAACCUCCCAUAGUCGGCAUUAUUCCCAAAACCCUUUGUUGUGCCUCGAGCGAGAGCAGCGGCUCGGAUUCAUUCAGCGAGGAGCGAUCUCACACUGGGCCAACUCUACUGAAAAUGAAACAAGCUUUUGGUGAGUCUGGCAGUGAUCUUCAGAGCAUCAUCAAAGACCAGAGCGAAAAUCCCAAGGACAAACCACAAGACAACAUUGGUGCAACAUCUGAGGCGGUUUCUUCUGAGGUGACCACAGAAACCUCACACAAAUCAAUGGAAAGUUCUAGCAAAUGCAUGGCGGAGGAUCACAAUGUGACGUUUGGGCAGCUUGAGAUGAUUCCUUUGUCGCCUCUACACAUAGAUAGUGCUCUGUUUGAUACUGAAGCCAGAGAGCAGGUUGAGAUCACCCACAACGGUUGUCUUUGUCUUGAAAAUGAAGGCAGAGGUUUCUUAAAAGAGGCCACGGCGCGUUCUGGAGAUUGCAGUCAUCUCAUCGAUGCUUUAGACAUCCAAAGUCCAGCGGCCUUCAGACUGGACACGUCCAUCAGGGUUCAAUCGACCCCAUACCCAGCAAGAACGCAAGGGAAAGUCAAUACGCCCCUGCCAAGUGAAUUUAAAGAGUCUGCAAGCGACUUCGCCGAUUGUCCUCAAUAUCAAGAAGACGAGCCACAGAACUCUCCAAAUGCCGCUGAAAUGCGCCGAAGGAAAGUUGCGGAUCAGAUUAAACUUUUCAACAUGAUGACACUCGAUUCACCCAAAGCCAAAGUGGUCCGAUCUCCUCUGAAGUUCCAGCGUACGCCCGUUCGGCAGUCCGUGAGGAGGAUAAACUCUUUGCUUGGAGACAGGAAAGACGUUAGGAUGGGCUGGUGUGCCAGUCAAAGCACCGCCGUGCCAAAGUCUGUGAGUUUAGAGAGCGGUUUGUGCACUCAAACCACAUCCUCAAAACCCAAACCUCCAGUUCCUCCCAAAAAACACUGCGCUGUCAAACAUACCCCACUAGAAGAUGUCACCAAUACGGUGUCAAAAGCAAACCAUGAUGCCUUCUCUGCAAAUAAGAGUGCUGCAACUGUAUUUCCCAAGUCUGUCUGUCUAGCAGAACAAGAUUCAAGUCGCUAUCGAGGUUCUCCCAAAAACCCGCUUACAGAUGGAAAACUUCUGUCAGCGAUGAAGCCCAUUGACCUGUAGUAAUAAUGUCUUCUACAGGUGCUUUCGUAAUUUGAAACUCUUGUAUUCAGGGGUCUUAAUUUAUUUUACUAGUGAGAGCAUUGAUUGUCUGAAAGGUAAAGAGCCCUUUACAGGACAAGGAAUUUCUUUGCUGAACUAGUUUUGUGUUCCCUCACAAUUAUUUUGAGUUCCCUUUCAAUACAAUCCAUUCCUUACCAAAUGUAACCAUUGUUUUGUUACCAUGGUUAUACCAUGUUCAAGUUUACCAUGGUUAUAUUAUAGUAUACUGUAUGUUGUAAAGCCAUAUUUACCAUGGUUUUACUACAGUAAUACCAUGGUUUUAAAACCACAAAAAUGGUUGCUUCUGUCACGGUUACUGCCGCUUUGGUUCAUUUUCAUAUAGGCUUGUUUAUUGGUGGAAAUGGUUUAAACCAAGUGUGCCGCACAAGCCCUCAAAAGUGAAGCCAAAACGUCUCGAUCGCCCCCCGGUGGCUGGUCCUAGUAUAGGUCAUAAGCCCCGCCUCCCCAUGUUAUUCAACGGGACGUGAGACCAACUAAACUAUUAAAUUACACUUCACAUAUCUUUUUUCCAAAGAUAGUUUCUGUCAUUUACUGUCGUUUCUAUCACGUUGAUGUCAUUUCAAGUGUUUGUUUUCAAAAUAAGUUUGUUUUUAGUUAUUUGAUGCUAUAAAAACGCUGCUGUGACAUCAUGAUUGACAGCUGUGAUUGACAGGUUCUCACUGAAGUAGUCACUGAAGCACCAACUGACUUUUUUCGAUCUUCGGAGGACUGAGGAGAUUGGAGCUUUAAAUUUAAUAUCUACAUUUCUAUAAUUAAUUAUUUCAUAAGUCAAAAGGGGUGUGUGCUUGCGAUUGAUUCAGCGAGAGUGAGGGCGGAGCCUUGAUUUCGCGGCUUUACUUCCUGCUCACUACUGCGCAGGUCUGGUCCCGAAAUCGCAACUGCGCAGACUCAAGUCCCAAGAUGUCAGCGCCAUAUCGGGACACUGGCGGCUUCAGUUCUCACCAAUGGGAAAGAGCGAAGGGGCGUCGGCCAUCUUUUUUGACAGUCUAUGGUUAAAACCAAAUGCUGCUUGUACUACAAACUACCCUUGGUGUUGCUAUAGUAGAGCUGUAGUAAACAGGUUUUGUGGCAGAACUUUUGAUUUUUAUUGUCAUAUGUUUGGUUUUCCUGUAUAUUGUAAAUGGUCAAAUUUGUCGUUAUGUUUGAACAAAUACCAUAGUUUAAUUAUUAAAACCAUGGUUAAUUUCUGUAAUGGAUGGAUAAAGCUAUUGCAAGGGAACGCAGAACUAGUCCUCUAAGGGCCUUCGUAAGGAGGUGCAUGAUUGAUCAGAAAACAUAUUUUUUGUUUCAUAUCAAACUUGUUUUUAUUUUCUAUUUUCAGUUUGAUCAUUCCAUCGGUUGUUUUGGAUUUCAGGGUCAUCGUAGUUUAAGUCGUAUAUACGAGACACAAAUGUACGAGCAACAAAGACUUUCUGAACCAGUUGUAACAUAUAACUGCACUUUGUCUUAAAAUAUUCUCCAUUGUUUGAGUAUCUGGUGGUUUGGAAAGUGAAAAGACGAGUCGGAGAAAGUGUGAAGUGAUGCAAGAAUAGUUUAUGGCUGUAUUUAGAGUAAAAAUGGAUGUCUGUACAUUAGAUUGGAAAAUGUUGGUUAUUAGAAAAGUGUCUAAUUUAGUUUUUUAUUUAUAUUUUAUUCAAAACUUGUUAAGGCCUUAAAAAAAGAACCUUCUCAUGGAAAUGUGUGAAUAUGUCAAACAGUAUUAUAGCAUAUAUAAUGUGUCAUAUCAAUGCUAUAAUUAUUUUCAUUCAUUUGUAAACUCAUGUUUCUUAAUUUGUGA
Molecule: messenger RNA, 4987 nt
Organism: Xyrauchen texanus (razorback sucker)
Lineage: Eukaryota; Metazoa; Chordata; Actinopteri; Cypriniformes; Catostomidae
Gene: arhgap11a
Product: Rho GTPase activating protein 11A
Exons: 12
Coding region: 301-3150 (949 amino acids)
Biological process (GO): signal transduction
Source: RefSeq, a predicted model, not a curated record